AUGAGCCAGCCGCAGCAGCCAGGAGGCGGGCCUACGCCGCCCGAGUUGGUGGCCCUCGCUCCCCAAGCGUACUAUCAGAAGCCAGAACACCUGCUCGCAGCGAGCAUAGCUUUCAUCGUCCUCACCCCAGUAUGCGUCGCUCUUCGAUUCGGCAUAAGGAGGUGGCAGGGGAGCACAUUCAGGAUGGACGACUGGCUACUCGUGCCGGCCACGGCGUUGACUAUCGCCAUGAGUGUGUUGGUGAUCCACGGCGUGCGAAAGGGAGCCGUCGCGUACAGACUGGAAUUCCCACAGGGCUUCACGGCGAACCCCUUGACGCUGGCAACAGACCAGACCUCGCUGAUGGCGCGGACUGAAUACGGCUUCACGAUCAUGCUACCCCUCGCCUUGGGGUGCAGCAAGCUUUCCUUUCUGUUCUUCUACCAUCGCAUCUUCGCGGUGGAUCGCAAAGGAGCAAUCUCAUGGUUCCUCAGGGCCUUGAUGGUGCUCAUGGUCUUGUGGUCCAUCGCCUUCUGCUUCGGCACCAUUUUUGAGUGCGGCACAGACUUUGGAGUCAUCUGGGGCCCGACUAUGGCCAUGGUCGAGAAGUGUGUCGACACCAUGCUGAUGAUCUACGCUUUCUGCAUCUCCGACUUCAUUACCGACGCCAUCAUCAUCCUCAUUCCGGUUCCCCUGAUCUGGAAGCUCCAACUUCCGAGAGCCAAAAAGCUGGCGACGAGUGCCAUCUUCUUGCUGGGAGCAGGUACCCUGGGUGCCUCAUUCUGCCGCCUGUACUUCACAGCCCAGGCCGUCAACGUGGGAUUCGACCCCACGCAGGACGAGAUCCUGACCAUCACCCUCUAUCUCUACUGGGGCCUCGUCGAGUCUGGCGUCGCCAUUGUCGCCGCUUGUUUGCCCAGUCUGUCAUUCAUCUUCAAGGCGUCGUCCGUCAACAACGUUGUUGGCAAGUCUCGCACCAUCUUCAGUUCAUCGUCUUCGCGCAAGUCUCUGCACACUACCAACAGCGGCGCACAUUACGAGCGCACAGCGGACAUGAAGCACAGCCUCCAUGAUUUGGAUAGCCACAGUGACGACAGUGAUAUCGGCUUGCAAGGCCGUGCCCACGUUGAGGACAGCUCACGCAACAGCCGUGAGCCCAUCAUGGACGAUGCCGUGUCGGCCGUCUCAGCGCUUUCGGCGCAUCCGUCGUUGAUCUCCAAUCUUUCACGCGGAAGCAACCGCCUUGAACAGGAUCCAAGGAACUUUGACUCGUACACCACUGACUCGAGCUGGAGGACGCGAGGUCCCAGCGUGCCCGAUGUCAAUGAGGAGUUCCUCGCGCCGCCACCUCCCUCGCACCAUACGAGGGACUUUCGCGGCUCUCCUGUUUGA
Emericellopsis cladophorae is the source of this 1371-nucleotide messenger RNA. Its product is annotated as plasma membrane protein Pth11-like protein. The transcript has 3 exons. Bases 1 to 1371 code for a protein of 456 amino acids. NCBI's taxonomy places the organism in Eukaryota, Fungi, Ascomycota, Sordariomycetes, Hypocreales, Bionectriaceae. The record is from RefSeq and is a predicted model, not a curated record.